Molecule: messenger RNA, 386 nt
Organism: Bursaphelenchus xylophilus (pine wood nematode)
Lineage: Eukaryota; Metazoa; Nematoda; Chromadorea; Rhabditida; Aphelenchoididae
Source: the annotation of a GenBank genome assembly
AUGUUUGCCAAGCUCCUUGCCCUUCUUGUCGCUUUCGCCAUGAUCUUCUCCAUGGUGGAAAGUCGGCCCUAUCACGACGCCUCCAUCAGUGGGACCUUAUUGAGCCCUUGGGGCGGAAAUUUGGACGGAGGAUACGCUAUGUAUCAAGCUCCAACUUACAGUAACAGCGGUAAGUAUAUCUUGCAUUACUUUUUUACAAUUUAACACUAGAGUUUUUCAAAAUCCAAAUUUUCCUCAAAAAAUUCGGAUCAAUUUUUUCGAAAUUCAAAUUGAAUACUCUGGAUUAUAUUUUUAAUUUUUCAAUGACUUAUUGUUGAUACAAUCCUAAUUCUGAUUAUUUUUCAGUGCGCUACCCAUACCCUUACUACUACAACUGGCAGAAGUAG